Caenorhabditis angaria is the source of this 1451-nucleotide messenger RNA. The record is from the annotation of a GenBank genome assembly. Lineage: Eukaryota; Metazoa; Nematoda; Chromadorea; Rhabditida; Rhabditidae.
AUGAAAAUCCACAAUUCACCCACUUCCACAUCCGAUAUCAAACUCUCAUGUAAAGUUUGUCACGAGUCAGCGGAUGGUUUGCAUUUUGGAGCACCUGCCUGUCGGUAAGCCCCGCCCUAUUUUUCAUACAUUUUCGGAAACUAAAUCCAAAUCCAAAUCCCAAAAAGCCACGCCCACUUUUUUUUUGCAGAGCGUGUGCUGCAUUUUUUCGUCGGACAGUUCAGUUGAACAAGAAACAUAGUUGUGCGAAGAACAGUCAGUGCUAUAUUUUGAGCAGUGAGUUUUGGGGGUACUGUACAUAGAUUCUGGCGCGAAAAUUGUCAUGACGUGGAAUUUGUGUGGGAUUUUUAGAUUCUCAAACUUAAAGUUUAUUGUAGACAAACUGUGAGUGCUAAAAAAUACCGUAGAUCAAAUUAAUACUGUAGAUACAAAGCUACAGUAACCUUAGGCUGGUUUCAAAAACGCAAUCAUUAAACUUCCAGACAUUCGAAAUAUGUGUCGCUCAUGUCGCUACGGAAAAUGCCUGUCAGUCGGCAUGAAAACGUCGGCAGUUCAACAGAAACGCGAUCAACUCGGCAAACGCGAAGCCCUCCGAAACAUUCAGAAUUCGCACGACGAUGCGGCUGAAACGCCCAAGCCCGAACCAGUGCUGGACCGCAUUUUCCAGGCCUACAAACAACUGGAGGAAUCGAGGAAAACGGUGCACAACCGGAAGGAUAAUCAGAUUCCCAAGGCGAUUUGUUGGGAGCAAAUCAAGGAUCUGUUUGCCAACGAGAUGAGUAUUGUUUAUACGUUUUUGUGCAAAAGUUUUCCUGGAUAUGCCACGUGUCCACCGGAUGCGAAAAGAGCAAUGUUCAAGAAUUUCUUCUUGCCGUUCACGUUGAUUGAGAGCUCCUACUUGAGCUAUAUUAAUGGUGAGUUACAUACAAAUUUUUUAAAAAUAAUUUUUAAGUUCUAAUUAAAUUCUUCCAGAUAAACCCGACAUAAUGAUAAUGCCAUCUGGCGACUUCAUAGAUCUCCUCAAUUUCGAAAGCUAUUACAAUGGUGAAUAUGAAAAAUUCACCAAAGAUCAAGCCUCCUCAAUUUUCCACAAUCAAUUCGGAAUGAUGAAAAAUAGCAUAACAUUUCCACUGAUGGCCGAAAAAGUCGAUAUCUACGAAUUCCUCUUCUUGAUCUCGAUGUUAUUGCUGGAAACUGAUGCUGAAAUCGAUGCUGGAAGUAGUGAAGCCGCGUUGAAAUCCAGGAACUCACUGAUUCGCGAUCUUCUAUACUAUUAUACUUCGAGAAAAGUUCAAGACGAUCCAGCUCUUCGAUUGGGCAAAAUUUUGACACUUCUCCCGUCGAUUCAUCGCUACAGCAGAAAAUUCCAGGAAUAUCUAGAGAUCAAGAGUCUACUCAAUAUCUACACUCUUCCUAGAAAUCUUUAUGAUAUGUUUACACCGACUUCGUGA